Neolamprologus brichardi is the source of this 987-nucleotide messenger RNA. The record is from RefSeq and is a predicted model, not a curated record. Lineage: Eukaryota; Metazoa; Chordata; Actinopteri; Cichliformes; Cichlidae.
AUGAAGAUGUCCUUUGUGAAUGUUUUCCUGCUCUGCUCUUUAUGUGCGGCAAAGUUAAGUGAAGUCUCUCAGCCUGAAUCUUUGAAAACAGUGAAGAUUGGCGACUCAGCUACUAUUAAAUGCUUCAUAAAGAGCGCAUCGACCAAAACCGUGUGGUACAAGGUGACUACAGGGAGGAAACUACAGCUGGUGGUAAAAACUAAUUCUCAGUAUAAUGUGAGAGAGUUCAGUGAUGAAUUUGUUAACCGUUCUUCAGUUAAAUUUGACAUGACUAACAAUCAUCUAACCAUAAAUAAAACAUCAUGGGAAGAUGUUGGAACAUACUUCUGUGGAGUCUUACACAUAAGUGAUGUUCAGUUUGGGUCAGGAACAUUUCUGAUGUUGACAGGUGCAAAGACAAUCAGCGACUCUGUCGUCCAGCAGCCAGAAUCAAAGUCAGUGAGGUCCGGAGACUCUGUGACUCUCAGCUGUUCUGUUCACUCUGCUCAAUGCACAGCAGAACUCACUAGUUUCAUGUGGCUGAAAAACUCGGAUCAUUCUGCUCCAGAGAUGAUUUAUUGCUCUGACAAUAAGAACAACAUCUCCCAGAGAACUGACAGAGGACGAACUACCUGCGAGUACAACUUUGUUGUCAGGAGCCGGGAUGACGCUGGGGUCUACUACUGUGCCGUCAAUGCAUGUGGACAAAUACUGCUUGGAAAUGGGACAACAAUCAAUAAUGCAGACACUGAAAUCAUAUCACUGAGUCCGACUGUUAUUGCACUGAUGCUGUCAAACAUGGUUCUUGGAACUGUGAUGCUCCUCCUUGUAGUGACAUUUUGCAAGACAAGAAUGAAAAAAUCUGCAGAAGCGGCCGAUGAAGGCGAUCAGACUGGUGAUGCAGUCAUCUAUACAUCUGUGAGUUUGGCUCACAGUAGUAUCAGGCCCAGACAACCUACAGUAAAAGCCAAUGGCGACGCUGUAAUUUACUCUACACUCAAACCCUGA